AUGACCACUCCCAGACGGUUUCCGACACUCUUGCAGCUGGAGCAGCGAGAAGGGGCGCUGUUCACCGUGCUCGGUAACCUCACCAAGCGACCCUACUGGUUCCACUUGGAGUAUCUGAAGAGUCCGAAAGCAGUUCGCCUCGAGGCGUGGCUGAUGGAAGCGAUCUUCGGCCGGGGAGGAGAGCACAUCCCGCACGUCGAGUGUGUGUCGCAGACUCUGCUUCACGUUAAUCAGUGGGACCCCGAGGGCGAGGCUGAGAUCUUGAUAUUUGGUCGGCCUUAUUACCAGAAAGAUGUAUCCAAGAUGAUCAUGAAUUUGGCUGACUAUCACCGCCAACUCCGGGCACAAUGCUUAGAGAAGGUCCCUGUCCAGGACGCAGCGACCCAGCGGUCCCCUGACGCUGCCCGAGAAGCAGCGACCCAGAGCUCCCCGAAGGCUGCCCAGGAGGAGGCAACGCAGCGGUCCCCCGACACUGCCCGCGAGGUGGCAACGCAGCGGUCCCCCGACACUGCCCGCGAGGUGGCGACGCAGCGGUCCCCCAAGGCCGCCCGCGAGGCGGCGACGCAGCGGUCCCCCAAGGCCGCCCGCGAGGCGGCCACCCAGAGGUCCCCGAAGGCCGCCCGCGAGGCGGCGACGCAGCGGUCCCCGAAGGCCGCCCGCGAGGCGGCGACGCAGCGGUCCCCGAAGGCCGCCCGCGAGGCGGCGACGCAGCGGUCCCCGAAGGCCGCCCGCGAGGCGGCCACCCAGAGGUCCCCCGGCGCAGCCCGCGAGGCGGCCACCCAGCGGUCCCCCGGCGCCGCCCGCGAGGCGGCCACCCAGCGGUCCCCCGGCGCCGCCCGCGAGGCGGCCACCCAGCGGUCCCCCGGCGCAGCCCGCGAGGCGGCCACCCAGCGGUCGCCCGGCGCAGCCCGCGAGGCGGCCACCCAGCGGUCGCCCGGCGCAGCCCGCGAGGCGGCCACCCAGCGGUCGCCCGGCGCAGCCCGCGAGGCGGCCACCCAGCGGUCGCCCGGCGCAGCCCGCGAGGCGGCCACCCAGCGGUCGCCCGGCGCAGCCCGCGAGGCGGCCACCCAGCGGUCGCCCGGCGCAGCCCGCGAGGCGGCCACCCAGCGGUCGCCCGGCGCAGCCCGCGAGGCGGCCACCCAGCGGUCGCCCGGCGCAGCCCGCGAGGCGGCCACCCAGAGGUCCCCGGACACUACCCAGGGCCCAGUUACCAGCUCAUGA
Molecule: messenger RNA, 1221 nt
Organism: Neogale vison (American mink)
Lineage: Eukaryota; Metazoa; Chordata; Mammalia; Carnivora; Mustelidae
Gene: KHDC3L
Product: KH domain containing 3 like, subcortical maternal complex member
Exons: 3
Coding region: 1-1221 (406 amino acids)
Cellular component (GO): apical cortex; protein-containing complex
Molecular function (GO): RNA binding
Source: RefSeq, a predicted model, not a curated record